This is a messenger RNA of Microplitis mediator, 3074 nucleotides long. It is a transcript of the gene Su(var)3-3, whose product is annotated as lysine-specific histone demethylase 1A. The transcript has 13 exons. The record is from RefSeq and is a predicted model, not a curated record. Bases 182 to 2560 code for a protein of 792 amino acids. Gene Ontology annotation, cellular component: nucleus. Gene Ontology annotation, biological process: regulation of DNA-templated transcription. Gene Ontology annotation, molecular function: oxidoreductase activity; flavin adenine dinucleotide binding; protein binding. NCBI's taxonomy places the organism in Eukaryota, Metazoa, Arthropoda, Insecta, Hymenoptera, Braconidae.
GGCCUCAGUUUCCCAUCUUGAAAGUCGCCAUUUCAUUGUCGUAAGCCGGUCAGCGUUGAUCGUCGAUGUAUCAAAACAAACAGUUCAAGUUUGUUUUACUUGACAUUUGUCUAAAACAAUAAAUCCGUGAAUAAAAACAAUUAUUUCCAUAUUUAAAUAACAAAACAUCAAAACAGGAAUAAUGAGUCGACGUAAGCGAGCAAAGGUUGAGUACAGAGAAAUGGAAGAAAAAUAUAAUCAAGUUGAAGAUGAAAAUGCAUCUGAUACAUCUGAUAAAUCCAAGACAGGGCUUGGUACCCCGGAGAAAAAAAAUUUAAACGAGACACCGAAAAUAACUGAGCCAAUAGCAGCUCCAGUGGCUGCUCCGGCACAGCCAGCUCCCAAAGUUGAAGUAAAAGAUGAUGAUGAGCAGGACAGCGAUCACGAAGAUCCUCAUGUCAAAGAACUUUUAAAUGGACUGGAAGGUGCCGCGUUCCAAAGUCGUUUGCCAUUCGAUAAAUUGACAUCAACUGAAGCUGUAUGUUUUCCUGAUGUCUCUUCAGGUCCACCACAGACUCAGAAAGUUUUCCUCCACAUCCGAAAUCGUUUGCUUCAGCUGUGGCUGGAGAAUGCAAAGCAGCAGUUGAUUAUAGAAAACGCUCUUCCGGCGAUAGAAGCUCCUUACAACAGUGACCCGGUGCUCACUCGACGUAUCCACGCCUUCCUUGAACGUCAUGGUUUCAUAAAUUUCGGUGUCUUCAAACGAUUAAAGCCGAUACCGGAAAAGAAAAUCGGGAAGGUUGUGAUUAUUGGUGCUGGUAUCGCUGGACUCGCCGCUGCUCAGCAGAUGCAGCAGUUUGGGAUCGAAGUUAUUGUUCUGGAAGCGAGGGAUCGAGUGGGAGGAAGAAUCGCGACGUUUCGCAAAGGCUCAUAUAUUGCGGAUCUGGGUGCUAUGGUUGUUACGGGGCUGGGUGGUAAUCCUGUUACUACUCUGAGUAAACAGAUCAGUAUGGAGCUGCACAAAAUUAGGCAGAAGUGUCCUUUGUAUGAAAGUGAUGGCCAAACGGUACCGAAGGAUAAAGACGAAAUGGUAGAGAGAGAAUUUAAUCGUUUGUUAGAAGCGACGUCAUAUCUCUCACACCAAUUAGACUUUAAUUAUAUCGGCGGUGCGAGUACUACAGGACAAACUGGUAGUACAAAGCCAGUGUCAUUAGGACAAGCUUUAGAGUGGGUAAUUAGAUUACAAGAGCAAGGAGUUAAACAACGUCAAGUUGCUCAUUUACGUUCGGUUUUGUCUCUGCAAGGCAGACUCCUCGCUAAUCAACAACGGAUGAUUUCCAUCAAAGAAAGACUAGCGGAGUUGAAUAAACACCACAAAGAAAUGUCUGAACGUAAGCCGCAAGUGCAUGAUAUCACCCACGAGUUCGUACUUCGGUCAAAAUUACGAGAUUUGCAUUACGCUUGCAAGGAGUGGGACCAACUCGCUGAGCAGCAAAAAGAAAUAGAAGCUAAAUUACAAGAAUUAGAGGCUUCGCCUCCAAGUGACGUUUAUUUAUCAUCGAAAGAUCGACAAAUUCUUGACUGGCACUUCGCGAAUCUAGAAUUCGCGAAUGCUACUUCGCUGUCAAACCUGAGCUUGAAACACUGGGACCAGGACGACGACUUCGAGUUCACAGGCAGUCAUCUAACCGUUAGAAAUGGUUAUUCGUGUGUGCCCGUUGCACUCUCAGAGGGACUCGAUAUCCGAUUAAACACCGCGGUAAGAAUCGUCCGGUACAAUGAUACCGGUGUUGAAGUAUGGGCAGCACCCUCUAGGAGUCCACACACCAAUGUAACUGUCCACAAAGCUGACGCGGUCCUGGUGACGCUGCCACUCGGGGUUUUAAAAGCUUCAAAGCCACCCUCGGCAGUAAACUUCGACCCGCCACUUCCGGACUGGAAGUCGCAGGCAAUUCAACGUCUUGGAUUUGGUAACUUAAAUAAGGUUGUGCUGUGUUUUGAGCGUAUUUUUUGGGAUCCAACAGCUAAUUUGUUCGGGCAUGUUGGUAGCACAACAGCCUCCCGCGGUGAGCUAUUUCUGUUCUGGAACUUGUACAAGGCACCCGUUCUCUUGGCUCUUGUUGCAGGCGAGGCUGCUUGCGUUAUGGAAAAUGUCAGUGACGACGUUAUUGUCGGUCGCUGCAUUGCUGUGUUAAAAGGUAUAUUUGGCAACCAAGUCGUGCCACAACCGCGUGAGAGUGUCGUUACGCGGUGGCGCGCGGAUCCAUGGGCACGCGGGUCCUAUAGUUAUGUCGCGGUAGGCAGUUCUGGAAGUGAUUACGAUCUUCUUGCUGCUCCUGUUGCACCGCCAGCCCCGCCAAAUCACCCGUCCGGAGCACCACAACCACUUCCACGAGUCUUCUUUGCUGGUGAGCACACAAUCAGAAACUAUCCAGCGACAGUGCACGGCGCAUUUCUGAGUGGAUUGCGCGAGGGCGGUAGAAUAGCAGAUCAGCUUUGCGGAAGUCCUUACGCGCCGCCAAACAUACCAACAUCUACAACCAACACACCAGCAACAUCAACAACCAGCGCAUCUCAAUAAACCAGAAAAUACCCCGUGCAACGCAUCUUCGAACAACACUAUUUUAAAAUAAUUUUGCCUCCGCUUUGCAGAAAACCAUCCAAUUUCACUCAUUCCAUUCCAAAUACUUUUAGCAAAAACCCGAAAAAGUUACAGUCCAAACAUAAACUACCAGCCUUCCGCUCCAAUAGUUCCGUAGUUUUUUUUUUUCGUUUGUGCGUUAACUUUUUUUUCGUUUUUCAUUAAAUCUUUUUCUCUACAAACUUUUUCAUUAUGACUUUGAAUCUGAGUUUGAAUAGAAACCCAGAAGGGAGUCUACUCUCGAGACCUAUAACUAAACAAAAAAGGUUUUUUUUUUAUCUACAAUCUGUUGGCAUCAGUUUUAGAAGCUAUUGAAUUUUUAUCGAUCGAUUAAAACGGUUGUUACAUUGUUGGCUUUGUUAAUGCUUUGAAUUACUUUCUAUUGCUAACAUAUAUAUUUAUAUGAAGGGAGUAUCGUGACAAUUAAAAUAAUAAAAAUAAAAUUCUCAAAUAA